Messenger RNA from Gymnodraco acuticeps, 6298 nucleotides. It is a transcript of the gene acin1a, whose product is annotated as apoptotic chromatin condensation inducer 1a. The record is from RefSeq and is a predicted model, not a curated record. Lineage: Eukaryota; Metazoa; Chordata; Actinopteri; Perciformes; Bathydraconidae. Gene Ontology annotation, molecular function: RNA binding. The transcript is spliced from 18 exons. The coding region runs from base 73 to 5358 and encodes 1761 amino acids.
GGAAGUUGUCGCUGGUGACGCUGGGUGGAGGAAGGCGUUGCUCGUUGCUCUCGCUGACUAGAGGAACGGAAAAUGGCGGACCUCGAAGACGUUACGCUGGACGGUAGACCGCUCCAGUCCCUUCGAGUUGCGGAUUUAAAAGCUGCUCUUGAGGAGAGGGGACUCUCUAAAAGCGGGCAGAAGAAUGCACUCAUUAAAAGACUCAAAGGGGCCCUCAUGCUGGAGAAUCUGCAGAGGACCUCAACCAAUCACAUCGGACUACAGCCAAACUCACAGAUUGGAGAAGAAAUGAGCCAGAACAGCUUCAUCAAGCAGUAUCUGGCUAAACAACAGGAGCUCCUGAGGCAGCGGCUCGAGAGAGAGGCCCGUGAAGCAUAUGACACUAAUGAUCAAGAGGACCACACAGAAGUUAAUAACAGUACACCAUGCCCUCCUCCAGCCCAGGAAGCCCCGCCACCAUUGGCUGAGCAGCAAAAGCCACCCGGCCCCUCCGGUGGAGAGGGAUUGUUUGGGGCAGCGAACGAGGCAGAGGGUAACAGAAACCAGGAAGCCCACAUGUCCGGUCCUCCUGCGUCUGGCUCUGUGGCCAUGCGCGUUCCUGUCGCAGAGCACCGACCAGAAAGGGGGUCCGCCUCCAACCAAGUCGCAGCCGACAGCAACGAUGACGACAGUGAUGACGGAGACGAGGAUGGCGACAACGACGAUUGGGAAGGAGGCGCUCACAGGAGAAGCAACAGAGAGCCGGCCAGAGCUCCCGCGUCUAGAGAGAGGUCCGGAGUACCCUGUCAACCCCCUCAGCAACACAUGCCUUCCCUUCUAUCCCCUCAACUCCGCCAGCCUACACCUCCUCCCUCCCCACCUCCAGAGUUAUCAUUCCCCUUGCCGGACACCCCUAAACAGAGCCCCCCAAGUCCAGAUGUAGCCGCAGCUGGGCGUUCAUCCAGUACUUCCAGCUCCGGCUCCUCCAGCAGCGACAGCCGCAGCAGCAGCCCGGAGCCGCAGAGGAGUGCCGAGCGCAAGCCCGGCCCACUGACCCUUCUGGCCCGCAAAAUGGAGUCAGAAGGUGCUUUCUCUGGAGCAGGUUGGCACCGUGCCGCCGGUGUUGAAGGCGAUGGCAGAGGGCCUUUAGAGGGUCUGGUUUCUGCCAUAACUCACACAGCCAAUGCGGCAGGGCACAUGUCAUUUUCCACAAUUCCAGGCAUCCCAGGAGCAUAUCCGGCCCAUAUUCAAGCACCCGUGAGUGUGCUCAAGGCCACCGCAACAGAAGAGAGGGACAGAGAGAGGGACUCUCAGUUAGAAAGAGAAAAGGCCCUUGAGCUGGAAAGGCAAGAGAAACAGAGAAAAGAGCAGGCCAUGGAGGAAGAGCGGGAAAGGGCCUUUGCACUGGCUUUAGAAAGAGAGGAACGAGAAAAGGCUUUGCAGCGCGAGAGAGAGCUUGCUCUAGAGCGAGAGAGACAGGUGAGGGAACUCGCUUUGGCUAAAGAGAGGGAAGAGCGAGAGCGAGCCUUCGCACAAGAGCUGGAGAGACAGAGGUCCCUGGAGCAGGAGCGUCUGCAGAGAGAAAGGAAAGAGAGGGAGAAGCGAGAGAGGGAAGAAAUGGAGAGGGCCAUAGAGCAGGAAAGAGCCAGGGCUUUAGAGCAGGAAAGGAAAGAGAGAGAAAGGGCUCUGGAGCAAGAGAGGCUACAGAGGGAACGAGCUCUGGAGGCUGAGAGGAUUGAGAGAGAAAUGGCUUUGGAGCAGGAGAGGCUGGAAAGGGAAAGGUUUGAGAGGGAGAAAGCCUUAGAGCAAGAGAGACUGGAGAGGGCUCUGGAGCAGGAGAGACUCGAGAGGGAGAAAGCCAUAGAGAAGGAGAGAAGAGAAAGAGCUAUAGAGCAGGAAAGGUUGGAGCGGGAGAGAGCCCAAGAGCAACAGAGGUUGGCGCUCGAGAGAAAGGAAAAGGAGAUAAUCGAGAGAGAGAAAGUGUUGCAGCAAGAAAGGAAAGAGAGGGAAAGGGCAUUGGAACAGGAGAGGAAGGAGAAGGAGAGAUUUGAAGCUCUGGAACAGGAGAGGAAGGAGAAGGAGAGAUUUGAAGCUCUGGAACGGGAGAGGAAGGAGAAGGAGAGAUGUGAUGCUCUGGAACAGGAGAGGAAGGAGAAGGAGAGAUUUGAAGCUCUGGAACAGGAGAGGAAGGAGAAGGAGAGAUUUGAAGCUCUGGAACGGGAGAGGAAGGAGAAGGAGAGAUUGGAAGCUCUGGAACAGGAGAGGAAGGAGAAGGAGAGAUAUGAAGCUCUGGAACGGGAGAGGAAGGAGAGAUUUGAAGCUCUGGAACGGGAGAGGAAGGAGAAGGAGAGAUUGGAAGCUCUGGAACAGGAGAGGAAGGAGAAGGAGAGAUUUGAUGCUCUGGAACGGGAGAGGAAGGAGAAGGAGAGAUUUGAAGCUCUGGAACGGGAGAGGAAGGAGAAGGAGAGAUUUGAUGCUCUGGAACAGGAGAGGAAGGAGAAGGAGAGAUUUGAAGCUCUGGAACGGGAGAGGAAGGAGAAGGAGAGAUUGGAAGCUCUGGAAUGGGAGAGGAAGGAGAAGGAAAGAGCCGAAAAAGAAAGGCUGGACAGGGAGAAGGCUUUAGAGCAGGAGAGACUCGAGAAGGAGAGGCUUGAGAGGGAGAAAGCUCUUGAGCAGGAGAAACUCGAGAGGAAGGAGAAGGAGAGGGCUCUGGAACACGAGAAGCUAGAAAAGGAGAAAUCCUUGCAGAAAGAAAAGGAGGAGCAGGAGACAGCCUUGGAACAGAAGAAAGAGAGGGCUAGAAUGGCCGAAAAGGAGAGGGAAAGUCACCUCCCUCCGUUGAAACGCGGCCGCGAGCUUGGUUUCACCUCCCUGCCCACUCCUACCCUCCUCUCCACUGGACCGGCCGCAAAGUCAUCGGCAGAGGAAGGCGAGAAGGUAGAUGCCCAUGCUAAAUCCAGCAUCUCACCAACACCUCUGUCGCCUCAGUCCACAUUCAAGAAGUUCCGCUUCCAACGGGAGCCCCCAAUUCAAUCGUCCUCGCCUUCCAUGGUCAUCAAGCGGCCCCGUAACUUCUCAGACACCCCCCAGCCCCGGGCCUUAACCGUCUCUGCGCUAACAGAAGUUUCACAGCAGGAAGGACUCAAGUCCUCCACCGAACAGGAAGGCCCACAGAAAAAGCAGGAGGUUGCUGCCAAGGCGCCCGAGAAGGAGACCACGAGUCCCAAAAAAGAAGAGGCAAAAAGUCUUGUAUUGGCGGACAAAGAAAAAGUGGAUUCAGCAAAGAUCGAGACAGAAUAUGCAGCUAAGGAAGUGGACAAAAGCAAGGGUCCAAGAGAGGAUACUGCACCGCGUAGGGGAAGAGAGACAAAGAAGGACGAAAAACAUGCAAGGAAACGAUCAUCGUCUAAUGACUCCUCCUCCUCAGAAUCCGACUCUGGGUCUUCAUCGUCCGGCUCCUCCAGCUCAUCAACAUCCUCUAGAGAGAAAACCCGUGACACUACAAGGGGUAAAAGGGAAGAGAAACCUAAAAAAGAUCAGGCUCAGGGCAUAAAGGAAACACCAAAAGUCUCCCCGAGCAAAGGAGGGUCGUCUGUAGAGAAGAGAAACGUAACUGCUGAUGAAGAAGGCCACAACAAGAAACCUUUCAUUGAAGCACCGACCGGAGAGGAGCCCCAAAGAAAGAAAAAGGACAACGACAGAGAGAAGGAAACAGACAAACAAAGGCAGGUGAAGGAGACUGCCAUGGCAGAGCCAGAGAAGCUUCCAGAGACCAGCGAGGAGACACCAAAGGCCUUCUCAACUCGUAAGAUCUCCAUCAGCAGCAGUAAAUCGUCCCCGGGCACCGGCGGUGCAGAGGGCGAGCAGGACUCUGGGGCUGCAGCCGGGCGCAAGAGGAGGUGGGGAUCCAGCACAGCCGUCACCGCCAAGAAACCUUCCUUCAGCAUCACCACGGAGUCACUGAAGUCUCUGAUCCCAGACAUUCGUCCGUGCCUCGGUCAGGAGGCCGUAGUGGACCUGCACCCAGAGGAAGCCGCCCUCUCCGGUGCUGAGGAAGAAGAGAGGGAGCGCUCUGACCAGGACCUACAGAUCAGACGAACCGUCACACAGGUGGUGCACCCGGAGAGCCAGGAGAAUGGACAGAAGGAGGUGAAGAGGAGCAAACACGAGGACUCGGAGGAGGAGGAUGUGCAGGGAGACAAAGAGAGGACAAGAGCGCACGAGGAGAAGGACAGGAACGUGAUGGAAACCCAGUCUCCAUCACACACCAGCCGUGACGUAGAAAUGAACACUGUGACCCCAGGCGACACCCUCAUCCGUCGCUCCAUCAGCCAGCAGAAAACGGGUGUUUCCAUCACAAUCGAUGACCCUGUUCGCACGGCCCGGCAGCCCUCACCACCCCGCGGCAAAGUCUCCAGCAUCGUUCACAUCAGCAACCUGGUGAGGCCAUUCACUCUGGGGCAGCUGAAGGAGCUGCUCAGCAGAACCGGCACCCUGGUGGAAGAGGGCUUCUGGAUCGACAAAAUCAAGUCUCACUGCUUCGUCACCUACUGCAGCUCAGAGGAGGCCGUCGCUACUCGUGCAGCUCUCCACGGGGUGAAAUGGCCUCAGAGCAACCCAAAAGUCCUUAGUGUAGACUUCUGCCAGCAGGAUGAGUUGGACUUCCAAAAAGGCUUGGCCAACCGACCCGGAGCAGAGGAGCGCGGCCGAGCGUCCGGCCUGCCCUCUCUCUUCCCCGAGCGAGAACAGUGGGCCGAGCGCGAGCGAGAGAUGGAGCGCCGAGAGAAGGCCAGGGCGGAGCGGGAGUGGGACCGCGACAAGGUCCGAGACUUCGGGAAACCCGGCGAGGAGAAGGAGGGAGACCCCCAGAGGUCACUCUCCAAAGAGAAACGCCGCAAAGAGAGGGCAGAGGGCAAGGAAAAGAAGUCUGAGAAGAAAGAUAAAACAGCUGAGGAUCCCCCUGCAAAGCUGCUUGAUGAUCUUUUCCGCAAAACUAAAGCAGCUCCUUGCAUAUACUGGCUUCCACUUACAGACGACAAUAUCGCUCAACGGGAAGCUGCCAGGGCAGAACGGAUGAAGGUGCGCGAGACACGGAGGAAGGAGCGAGAUGAGGAGGAGGAGUUGAAAAAAAGGGAAGAGGAGCGCAAGGAGAGGGUGAAACCUGCAGGCGGCCAAACCGCAGAGCGGAGCGAGGGUGAGAAAGAGAAGGAGAAAGAGAAGGAGAAAGAGAAGGAGAAGGAGAAGAGCAGGGACAGAGAGAGAGACAGAGGUAGGGAGAACGACAAACGGAGGGAUGGUUACCGUAGGCCAGAAGGCCGCGGGGCUGGCGGGGGCCGACGCUCCCGCAGCCGCAGCGACCCUCGAGACAGGCGGCGUUAACGGCCAAUCAACUGACGGGACUGAGACCACACCCUCUUCCAUUUGCCUUUCACUACAUGUACUUUGUUACAACUAAGAUCCAAUAGAGGACCAACUGAUGUCGCCACCAUCUCUCAAAUUGUCACCUUUUUUAAACAAGCACAUCCACACCUACACGCAGUCGGGCUUAAAAGGGAUCAUGGUUUUUUUGCAGUGUUGUUUCCCAGAGUGCCGUGCGUGGCGCUUCUGUCAAGAUUCGAUAUAUUUUCUUUAUACGUUUGCCUCUCUUCUUCUUAAGUUUUUUGUCUUGACGGUUUCGCAGUAUGACACGCUGGGUUAUUUUAAUAAUUUCCCGCCAUAUGUUCCCCAUUCGCCCCCAAAGUGUAGAUGCCAAUUAUGAUUUGCAAUCACUUGUCGUUGCCUCUGUGUUUUGAACAGCUCUGAAAUCUGGAUGAGGAAUCCUUUUGUUGCUGCAUGUAGUCCAAGGCUCUUCUUGCCAGCCCUGCCUAAAGAGAAAACUGUCCUCCGUGCAGAGGCUUGCAUAAAUCUGAAAAUAUUGGAAUAGGUGUGUUUGACAUUUUGUACAGACAUAUAAGAUUAAUUCAAAAUCAAGUCUUUUAAAUGAGGCAGCUCUGGGGUAUAUUUGGACAGGUGUGGAAUUACUUCUAAUACAGUGCUCCGCUCUCCCUCUGUUUAGUUAAGAGAUGAGACAAUUCUCUGUUUGUCACGCCUGUCACAAGUUAUGAUUAUGUACGUAUCAUUGCUUCUCUUCUUCCUCCUCUUCCUCCUCCCUAUAGCGUCAAGGGGGGAUGUUCAUUAUGAGUUUUCUCAACAAUGGUUUUAAUAUUGUUUUUUUAAUCUUUAUUUUAUCAUGUUAGUAAAAAUGUUUUUGUUUUUUAUUUCUUCUUUGAGUACGCCUAUCAGUGGUGAAUGUACAAAUAAUAAAAAUUGAAAUUUGAAA